AUGGAAGAAAAAGUUUAUUCAGAAAAGAAAGGAUGUGUGUUUUGUGGACCUUGUCUUUUAUUUGAUAGAGAUAUUUAUUCACAAUUUUCAAAAGAUGGUUUUAAUGAUUGGAAAAAUGCAGAAAGUAGAGUAAGCCAACAUGAAAAUUCCACCAAACAUAAAUCGAAUUUGAUUACUUUAAAAGAAAGAGCAAAUACAUUAGGAACAAUAAACGUUAGUUUAACAAAACAGUUAGAUGAACAUAUUAUUUAUUGGGAAAAUGUAUUGAGACGGGUAGUUGCUACAGUUAAAGCUUUAUCAUCCAGAGGUCUUCCCCUUAGAGGUCACAACGAAAAAUUUGGGUCAACUCAGAAUGGUAAUUAUUUAAUGGCUAUGGAACUUAUCUCUGAGUUUGAUCCAUUUCUUGCUGAACACAUCGGGAAAUUUGGCCAGUGCGGUAGUGGUCACACGAAUUAUUUAUCGUCUACCAUAUACGAAGAAAUUAUUCAGUUAAUGGCUGAUAAAAUCAGGCAAACAAUUAUUGACGAAAUAAAAACAGUUAAGUAUUAUUCGAUAAUAGUAGAUAGUAGUCCCGAUAUUUCACACGUAGACCAACUAUCCUUCGUUAUUCGUUAUGUUCAAGAAAACGGCGUGCCAAUAGAACGAUUUCUUCAAUUUCUUCCAAACACUGGUCAUAAAGCUAUUGAGUUAUUUGAUUCAGUUAUAAAGCUUCUUAAUUCUUACGAAAUAGAAAUAGAAAAUUGCCGAGGUCAGUCCUAUGACAAUGCCCGAAACAUGUCAGGAAUAUAUUCAGGACUACAGGCAAGGAUUAAAGAGUUAAAUCCUUUAAUUGAAUAUGUACCUUGUUCCGCCGACUCACUGAAUUUAGUAAGAUCUUGUGCAGCUGAUAGUUGUGAUGAUACAUUGACAUAUUUUUCCCUUCUUCAAACAAAAAUAAAAAAAACAGUGAAAACAUUAGCAAACACAAGAUGGUCUUCUCGUGAUGAUGCAUGUAAAAGUCUGAAUAGUUCUUGGAAUGAAAUACGUAAUGCACUGAUAUCAAUAACAAACCAUUUAACAGAAAAGGCAACCACGAUAAAUGAAGCUCGUAGUAUACUUAACAAACUGGAUAGCUUGGAAACGGCGUUUAUGACAGUGUUAUGGGGUUGCCUUCUUGACCGUUUAAACAAGGCUAGUAAACAACUCCAGAGUGUUAAUAUUGAUGUAUCAGUCAUAGUAGAUAUUUAUGAUUCAUUAAUUGAAUAUACAAAAUCAUUAAGAAAUCCAAUUAUAUUCAAUGAGUAUGAAAACAAAGCAAAACUUUUAUCAGUUGUAAAAGAAUAUAAAAAAUCACGAAAUAGAGUACGAAAAUCUUUCCAUGAUGAAACUCGUAAUCAAGAGCAAGAGUUAGAGGGGAGUGACAAAUUUCGAGUAAAAAUAUAUACAGUCAUUUUAGAUUGUUUAACAAAUGAAUUAGAAGAUAGACAAGCAGCGUAUUUCCUUUUUAAUUCGCGUUUUUCUUUUCUUGGCAAAUUAACAGAGUAUAGUGUGGAUGAAAUUAUGGAAUUUGCAAAAAAUUUACAAAAUGUUUAUAAGGAAGAUCUUGAAGAGGAUUUUCCAAAUGAAUGUAUUCAUCUUCAAGCCCACCUUAAAAACAAAGAUAAGAUGUCAAUCCUUCAAUUGUGUAAAUGGCUUAAAGAAUAUGGGUUUUACGAAAUGUAUCCAAACAUAGAUAUAGCAAUUCGUAUUUUUGUGUGUACACCUGCAGCAAACUGUUCAACAGAGCGUUCAUUUUCAUGCUUAAAGCGAAUAAAAACGUACUUGCGUUCACAAAUAAAACAAGAAAGAUUAAACAGCAUGGCAAUUCUAACAAUUGAGUCAAGUCUUCUUGUUUCACUACCAUAUGAAGAUAUUAUAAAAUCGUUUGCAAAUAAAACGGCAAGACGUCAACUUUUUAAGUUAAAAUAG
This is a messenger RNA of Metopolophium dirhodum (rose-grain aphid), 1947 nucleotides long. RefSeq names its product zinc finger MYM-type protein 1-like. Bases 1 to 1947 code for a protein of 648 amino acids. Gene Ontology annotation, molecular function: protein dimerization activity. The transcript is spliced from 3 exons. The record is from RefSeq and is a predicted model, not a curated record. Lineage: Eukaryota; Metazoa; Arthropoda; Insecta; Hemiptera; Aphididae.